Piliocolobus tephrosceles (Ugandan red Colobus) is the source of this 3137-nucleotide messenger RNA. It is a transcript of the gene SYT16, whose product is annotated as synaptotagmin 16. Gene Ontology annotation, molecular function: phospholipid binding. The transcript is spliced from 6 exons. Bases 198 to 2135 code for a protein of 645 amino acids. Lineage: Eukaryota; Metazoa; Chordata; Mammalia; Primates; Cercopithecidae. The record is from RefSeq and is a predicted model, not a curated record.
GGGCCUGAGGUUGUAACUUUAACAGGUGUAAGUAUUUCUUUCCUCUGUUUCAGCUGGAAGUUUUGAGAGUGAAAUAUUCACAGCCAUUAAGAGACCUCCAAAUUAAUUUCUCAACAUGCUUAUUCUAUAGUUCACAUUCAAUCCAGAGCACUGAAGGAACUGAACAAGUGGACACUGUAGACAUCAGAUAGCUGACCAUGGUGUUGGCCAUGGCGUCUCAGGAUGCUCAGAACUUCUUCCAGCCUUUCUCUUCCUGGAUAUCUCGGGUUUAUGAAGCUCUCCAGCAAGCAGGAGAUAUGUUAUCUGCUUCGCUGGUUAACAUAAGCAAACAAGACUCUAAAUUGAGUGACAAACUAGAUCAGGACUUAAAUAAUAUUCAGAUUCAGGAAACAUACUUUGAAGAUGAAGAACAAGACAAUGAUUGGAGUCAAGAGGAUGCAAAUUCCUUGUUUCUUGAAGUGGAUCAUUUCUCAUGUUGUAAUAGUGAUUUGCAGGACUCUGCCCAAAAUUCAAGCCUCAGGCUUAGCCAACAUGCAAAGGACUCAUGUUCCACAAUGUCCCAGUGGCCCAAUCGGGCCAGUCAUGACCACAAGUCACCACAUGUGCUUUCUUCUAUUGCGGAGGAAGAGCAUCACCUUGAAAAGCAAAGAAGUGGCCUUCAACAUGGCUUUGACAGCCAGCUCCCUGGUACUUUAGAAACUGUUAAUGGAAAAAAGCAAGUCAACAGCUUUGGGGAUGACGAAGAGCUGUCCACAUCUUCCGACAGUGACGAGGAGGUGAUCAAACAAUUUGAGAUUUCCGUGUCCCGGUCCCAGAGUUUCCGUUCAGUGACAUCUGAGAAAGGAAAGCAGACAGGAUUGGAGCAGAAACCAAAAUUCAGCCGUUUGUUGUUGACACACGGAGAAGAUGGCACAGAAGUAUCUGCCUGCGAAGAUUUGGAUGGAGCCAGCCAACGGCGUUAUUCUGAGAAUCUCUCCUAUGGUGAAGAUGACCACAUCCCUGCUCACUCACAGUCCCCAUGUGAGAGGGGGGAUGCCAAACACCAUGGCACAUCGCACCAAGAGUCCAAUGUGGUCCAAAGCCUCAGGCGCCAAUCCACAGAGGGCAGCUUGGAGAUGGAGACAGCUUUUAAUAGCCGGGGAUUUGAAGAUUCCUAUGCCACUGACAGCUCCUCCAUGUGGAGUCCAGAGGAACAGGACAGGACCAAUUUGCAGGUGCCAUCCGGAGUCUCAGAGCCCAUCUCAAAGUGUGGUGACCUAGAUGUCAUCUUUGAAUAUAGAGCCUCCAGCCAGAAGCUCACAGUGACCAUUGUGAGGGCACAGGGCCUCCCAGAUAAGGACCGAAGUGGUGUCAACUCCUGGCAAGUUCACGUAGUGCUGCUGCCUGGUAAGAAACAGAGGGGCAGGACGAAUAUACAGAGAGGGCCCAACCCCAUCUUCAAGGAGAAGGUCACCUUCGCCAAGCUGGAGCCCAGAGACGUGGCUACCUGUGCUGUCCGCUUCCGCCUGUACGCUGCCCGGAAGAUGACCCGAGAGAGAAUGAUGGGAGAGAAACUAUUCUAUCUCAGCCACCUGCACCCAGAAGGGGAAAUGAAAGUGACUCUGGUUCUGGAGCCAAGAAGUAAUAUAAGUAGUGGAGGGUCUCCGCUCAGCCCAUCUGCGGUUUCUCACAGUGAUAGUACUUCAUCCACGCAGUCGCUGUCUCAUGGAGGGGCGCCAGAGCUGUUGGUGGGGCUCUCGUACAAUGCCACAACGGGGCGAUUAUCUGUGGAAAUGAUCAAAGGCAGCCAUUUCCGAAACCUUGCUGUUAACCGAGCACCUGAUACAUACGGAAAACUCUUUCUCCUCAAUUCUGUGGGUCAAGAGAUGUCCCGUUGCAAGACGUCCAUUCGGCGUGGUCAGCCCAAUCCUGUCUAUAAGGAGACCUUUGUCUUCCAGGUGGCCCUCUUUCAGCUGUCUGAUGUCACGUUGAUGAUUUCCGUUUAUAACAGGCGUACUAUGAAGCGUAAAGAGAUGAUUGGCUGGAUUGCCCUGGGCCAGAACAGCAGUGGAGAGGAGGAACAAGAUCAUUGGGAGGAGAUGAAGGAAACUAAAGGCCAGCAGAUAUGCAGAUGGCACACUUUGUUGGAAUCCUAGGUUUGCUAACCUGCAUUUGUGUGCUGUGUCCACCUUGGUUACCUGUGUUGCUGUCUACUGACACCAAGUCGGUGUGUCCUGGCAAGUGUUUCAGGGUUUCAAAAACAGAUUCCAGUAACCCCUAGGACAUUGUGAGUGGGAGUUUUGGGUUUCUCAAUAGUUUGAUUUGGAUUUAAAUAUUGUAAUUUUAAAAACACACGUACACAGUGAAAUGUCCAUAUGGAAAAUGUUAGACCACAAUUAAGACCACUGAUGAGUUAAUUUGUGCCAAUAGAUCAUUGAAUUUUGGUUCAGGGUAUGGGGUGAAGCUUCUUCUGCUGUCUCUGUUUGCUUGAAGAGUAACCUGAGAUUGCAAGGGAGCUGUUAAAUGUUACUAUUUGCAACCAUUUAGGUGGAUGAAUCAGAAUUUUCUUAAUAUGGUACAAAAAACUUCAAAAUAUAGAAAUGAAUCAGAUGCUGAGCCUCAUAGAAGAAUCUAACUCUAAUCCAUAAACUCUUAUUUCACAUUUUUCUCUUUAUCAAAGAAACCUAUUUACCUAAUGAGUAAAUAUUAUAAACUAGCACUUUUAAAAUAAAUUUGUAUUAAUUAAAUACCUCUUUUAUCUUAUAUUUUGUGGUUUCUAUGAGAUUUGGUUAGAUGAAUCAUUUUGAAGCAAGAAAAGAGUUCAGAAACUACUGUUUUAAGACAACUUGUCUCCUUUUGAAUAUGUGAGAUUUCAAACUUGUAGCUUUCAAAGUUUUUAUGCUGUCUUUCUCACCCAGUAAGUUCUUACAGAAUAAGAAGAAAACAAAAAACAAGACUAUUUCAGUUAUAGAUUUAUUGAUUUUUCUGAUUCUGGUGUUCUUUUGGAUUAAACAUUUUCUAUGUUCAAUUAUAUAUACUCAUAUAUUAAUAUUUUGAAUGUACUGCAUGUAAAUCAUGCUCUUUUUAAAUUGAGUAUUUUCCACCACUAGAGCAUAGUGAAUUGUACACCGUGGGUCUUUAAUAAAUAUUGAUUUGAU